This is a messenger RNA of Penicillium cosmopolitanum, 999 nucleotides long. RefSeq lists its product as uncharacterized. NCBI's taxonomy places the organism in Eukaryota, Fungi, Ascomycota, Eurotiomycetes, Eurotiales, Aspergillaceae. Bases 1 to 999 code for a protein of 332 amino acids. The transcript has a single exon. The record is from RefSeq and is a predicted model, not a curated record.
AUGGCUCAGGAUCCCCCCAAACCAAAUCCUGCGACGGCUCUCUGGAAAUAUGAACUGGAACGCCAGAAACGAGCCUUGACAGAGCAUAUGGUUAAAGCAAAGCAUCAAAUAGCAGAAACUGAGGACCUCGUCACGCGGCUUUCACGCUGCCUCAAAGAUCUCGCAGUUAUUGUCGCCUCGGUUGCCACGUCCCUGAAUGACCAGACACCCCAAGGUCAACAACGCCUUCGUCUCCUUCAAACCCAGCUCCAUGAUAUCGUCGAUCCCAUCUACCAGGAUGGCAAAGCUAUUGUCACUCAAAACGAGACUUUGCUCGCUGCAAUUUCCACGAUCCGAGGCAUACACAACACUCCGAAAGUGGUGGACACCACCAUCACACCACCCGGCCUUUCGCGACCAAAGGGAUUAGCAAAAAGCCGUCAUGAUCCGAACAGAGAGCGCCCUGCUUCGUCGCCGCUCACUCAAGCCCUCCUGACAAUCUCUCGUUCCGAUCCAAACCAAACCAACGAAGCCGAACCCAGCCUCGAGGACAAACAGGCGAUUGCCCAAAUUCUGAAUAGGCGAAGUUUCUCCAAAAGCACAAAAACAUUUAUUCGUCAAAAAGGCCGCCCAAUCGGUGAAUACUUCGACGCCGCCCACGAAUUCCGGCGCCGGUGGUCGAUAUCCCUAUACGGCAGUGGACCUACAGAUUCCUACAAUGACGACACGCUUAUCGAAGCCUUCAUAGCCGGUCUUGACAGUGAUCUAUACCGGCGUCGAUUCACACACUGGCUUCGUAAUCAACAUUGGAACUGGAACUUUCUCUUUCACUUUGCGCAGAUUUUGGUCAUGGAGGAGGAGUAUAUGGCAAAGCAGGAGUAUGCGCUGGAACAUAAGUUUGACGAUGGUUCUGUCCUGUUUCCGGAUGGGGAGAGAUCUUAUCGGUUUAGUUAUCUGCCGCCUAUUGCUGAUGAGGAUCUUACUGCGAGUGAGGAUGAUGGGGUGGAAGGAUGGAUAUGA